This is a messenger RNA of Carassius auratus (goldfish), 617 nucleotides long. Its product is annotated as gamma-crystallin M2-like. The coding region runs from base 64 to 585 and encodes 173 amino acids. The transcript is spliced from 3 exons. Gene Ontology annotation, biological process: lens development in camera-type eye; visual perception. The record is from RefSeq and is a predicted model, not a curated record. Gene Ontology annotation, molecular function: structural constituent of eye lens. Lineage: Eukaryota; Metazoa; Chordata; Actinopteri; Cypriniformes; Cyprinidae.
CAACAAGCAGAAUCAGCUUCAGCUUCUCUCUUGUGGAACUACUGAGGAUCAGUCAGUGCAAACAUGAAGGUCACUUUCUUUGAGGACAGGAACUUCCAGGGUCGCUCUUAUGAGUGUAUGAGCGACUGUGGUGACUUCUCCUCCUACAUGAGCCGCUGUCACUCUUGCAGAGUGGAGAGUGGAUGCUGGAUGAUGUAUGAUCAUCCCAACUACAUGGGAAAUCAGUAUUUCUUUAGGAGAGGAGACUAUGCCGAUUACAUGUCUAUGUUUGGAAUGAGCAACUGCAUCAGGUCCUGCCGUAUGAUCCCUAUGUACAGGGGAUCCUACAGAAUGAGGAUCUAUGAGAGGGAGAACUUCAUGGGUCAGAUGUACGAGAUGAUGGAUGAUUGUGACAGCAUCAUGGACCGUUAUCGCAUGUCUCACUGCCAGUCCUGUCAUGUGAUGGAAGGCCACUGGCUCUUCUAUGAGCAGCCCCACUACAAAGGCAGAAUGUGGCACUUUGGCCCUGGAGAGUACAGGAGCUUCAGCAAUAUGGGUGGCAUGAGAUUCAUGAGCAUGAGGCGCAUCAUGGACUCCUGGUACUAGUGUUAAUAAAUAAAAUAAUUUCUCUACAACAA